ACCAGAUUCGUACCGCAGCUUCUGUCAUCUGAUAGCACCUGAGAGCCUCGAUUGCUCAUACCGCCAGCAACUUAGGUUUGAAGUCUUCCGUUCGAGGGCCUAUAUCACAGCAUGGCUUCGUUCGCUUACGCAUUCUUGUUGGCAAUUGGUUUACUGGUAGCAAAGUUUCUCUACGUUGGCCUUACCUGUCGGACCAAGCAUUUGCCAGGUCCUUGGUACACUCGAUUCACUCACUAUCGCUUGAAGCGCGCAGUCGUGACGGGACAACGAAUCUUCUACAUCGAUUCCCUCCACGAGCAGUAUGGGCCCAUCGUGCGACUGUCGCCUAACGAGGUCGCCGUCGCAGACCUAGAUGCCUUCAAAGAGAUCCACAAGAUUGGCACCAAGUACAUGAAGAGCGAAUGGUACCUCCGACUCGCGAACUUCCCCAAGGCCGGUGUAUUCACCAUGCUUGACCCACGUGAGCAUGGACCGCGGAGGAAGCUGUUGUCGAGAUCAUUUAGCAGGACAUACCUUGUCGAGCAUUGGGAGUCCGUCGUCAGGGACAAGGCGCUUACGGCUGUUACGAAGAUCAAGGCGGAUGCUACGCAAGCGACAGCCGAUGUCUAUAACUGGUGGAUGCUUCUUGCCUCGGAUGUCAGCGCCCACCUUGCAUUCGGCGACUCUUUCAACAUGCUAGAAUCGGGAGAGCAAAAUCAAUUCAUGCGCGUGCUGAAGAAGCUGACCAUGGGAGCUGGAAUUAUGGUCGAGAUGCCUUUCCUUCGCCUCUUGCGCUUCGUUCCAAUCCCUGCGAUACAAGAGAUGUUCAACGCGAACGAGUUCAUUCUUGCCGGCGCAGGCAAAGCCGUUGAAACAGCACGAUCACGUACCGGCGAGAAUAACAUCUUCGCAAAGGUCAUCGAGGACUGCGAGAAAGAAGGAGAGGGCCACAUUGACGACAUGGACGUCAGAAUCGAAGCCAUGAACGUCAUUAUCGCAGGCACUGACACAACGGGUGUGACUCUGACGUAUCUCACAUGGGCGGUUCUGCAACGACCGGAGCUGCAAGCGGCGCUCGAGGCCGAAGCUGCAGCGCUGGACGAAGGAUUUACCGAGAACGAUCUCAUCAAACUUCCGCUGCUAAAUGCAGUCAUCGAAGAGACGCUACGCCUCUACGGUGCAGCGCCAAGUAGUCUGCCUAGAGUGGUGCCUCAAGGUGGUACCAAGUUCGCUGGUCACUACAUUCCGCAAGGCGUUACGGUCGACACGCAAGCGUAUACGUUGCAUCGCGACCCUAAGAUCUGGAGCGACCCUUUGACUUUCAACCCGCAACGCUGGAUCGCCAACAAGGAAAUGGUCGCCGAAGCGCAAUCACCUGAGGCGAAACUUGCUUUCCACCCCUUCGGCGCUGGUGCGCGGUCAUGCAUCGGUAUUCAUCUCGCGCGCAUGGAACUUCGAUACGCUACUGCGUUCUUCUUCCGGGAGUGCCGCGGUAUCCGAUUGGCGGCGAGCACGACACCCGAAAGUAUGGAAUUUGAGAACUUCUUCCUCAUUGCACCGAAAGCGCAUCGAUGCGAGAUCACGUACAAGCAGGGGUAAUAGACUAUGAGAUGAGGCUGUUUCACGAAGGCAUAACAAUAGUGAGAGAUGUCUGCAGU
Messenger RNA from Alternaria rosae, 1637 nucleotides. Its product is annotated as cytochrome P450. NCBI's taxonomy places the organism in Eukaryota, Fungi, Ascomycota, Dothideomycetes, Pleosporales, Pleosporaceae. The record is from RefSeq and is a predicted model, not a curated record. Bases 112 to 1578 code for a protein of 488 amino acids. Gene Ontology annotation, molecular function: oxidoreductase activity, acting on paired donors, with incorporation or reduction of molecular oxygen; monooxygenase activity; iron ion binding. The transcript is spliced from 5 exons.